This is a messenger RNA of Ceutorhynchus assimilis (cabbage seed weevil), 1491 nucleotides long. Lineage: Eukaryota; Metazoa; Arthropoda; Insecta; Coleoptera; Curculionidae. The record is from the annotation of a GenBank genome assembly.
AUGACUGACGACCAAUUGACAAAAAUCACCAAAAACCUGGAGCCUGGAUACCUUUCCAAUCAGGGAUACACCGUCGUAUAUUCCACGGAUGGAAAGGGCACUAAGGCAUUCAGAUAUCAGCCACAGGAUCACAAACAUUCUGGUGAACUAGUGCCACAAGCACUGGUAAGUACGAUCCUAAUCAAUGAUAAAGAAAAACAAGGAGAAUCGGAUGUUGCCACAUGCAGCCUACGCAAUGCCCAAGAGGAUGAAGGCCCAUUGGGAGGCAUUGAGGAUGUGGAGCUAGCAAACCUAAUCAGCUUUUUCAGAAACAUAGACAAACUAGAUGUUUUUCGCUCCACCCUAGCAGUUAUUAAGAAUGAUAAUUCAUUUAAGGAUAAGAACGCUACUGACAUGUUUUGUGGAGUCUCUGCCGAAACCUCCAACCAGCAUGUGGAGCUAAGAGAGUCACGGCAAAUGAGAGAUAAGGCAGACGUUAGCAAGAUGGUAAACUGGCUCCAGUCACAUCAUCCUUUCAACUACUCAACGAACCAUCCAGUGUCUACCGGUCUAGUAGCCGACGAUACAGUAAACUGUGAUGAAGCUCUCUUACAUGCGUCUAUAACAGCUACGAUCAAAGACAGUGUCGUCGAAAUCAACCCCAACCAACUAUUUCACCCAUUGCUAUGUGUUGUGCGUGACGAUGAUGACCUCAAGAAGUACUUGAGAAAUGAACUUGCAGCAAAACCUCCAUCGCUGUUUGACUGGACGUUGAUGCGUAGAGGCACUAAGUCUGGAUCGAUAGAUGUUUUAGAAGAAAUAGCACCACCUGUGAACAACUUUUCAGUGAACACAGAGCUUACAGUCGAUGGCGGGUUCCUUUUACACAGGUUUGUGUGGGCGUGUCCAGCAAAUGUCAGCAAAAUCUGCCUCCAGUAUAUGACGUACGUGGAAAAUCACUUCGGGCAAAAUGCUACUAUGGUUUUCGACGGUUACGAAUCUCCGAGCACCAAGGAUGAAGAACAUACCAAGCUCAGCGGUGUCAGUGAUAGCGAACGCUUUCUUCUUGCAUUGUACGGCUGUGGAGAUGAACGCAACUUGAACAACGUCAGAUAUCGGUUCUACCAGAGGAUAGGUACCAAACAGUCAGUCACAACGACCUUUGACGUAGCUACACUUCCGCCUACAUCUGCAGCGGCCAAACAACACUUAUAUCGAGUUUAUCACCAGGGUAAUCGCUUGCCGGAGGCAGAAUGGGGAUGGAUUUCGCAUGCAGGUCAGCUAAAACCCAUUCCAACUACAAAAGAACCAGCACCGGAACGGGUACUCAACAUCAUAUCCUGCAAUUGUAAAUCUGGGUGCGACAAUAGAUGCGGUUGCAGAAGAAACGGUUUGAAUUGUACAAAUAUGUGCGGCUACUGUGCAGGUCAUGGCUGUACAAAUCGUAUGGACUACGCUGACUUGGAUAUCGAUGACGACGUUGAACCUUUGGCUGAUGUGCUAAUCAAAUAG